Molecule: messenger RNA, 906 nt
Organism: Rhinopithecus roxellana (golden snub-nosed monkey)
Lineage: Eukaryota; Metazoa; Chordata; Mammalia; Primates; Cercopithecidae
Product: olfactory receptor 51V1-like
Exons: 1
Coding region: 94-906 (270 amino acids)
Biological process (GO): G protein-coupled receptor signaling pathway
Cellular component (GO): membrane
Molecular function (GO): G protein-coupled receptor activity; olfactory receptor activity
Source: RefSeq, a predicted model, not a curated record
CACAAUCCCAACUCCUCAACCUUUCUCCUAACAGGCUUCCCCGGCCUAGAAGGAGAAUAUUCCUGGCUCUCUAUUCCCUUCUCCUGUAUUUACAUGAUGGUACUUUCAGGGAACUGCCUGGUGCUGCGUGUGAUUCAUACAGAGCCGAACCUGCGUGAGCCCAUGUUCUACUUUCUGGCCAUGCUGGGUCUCACUGACCUGUGCAUGGGGCUGUGUACAGUACACACAGUAUUGGGAAUUUUAUGGGGUCUCAGCCAGGAGAUUAGUCUGGAUACCUGUAUUGCUCAAACCUUCUUCAUUCAUGGUUUCUCAGGCAUGGAGUCUGGAGUCCUCCUCGCCAUGGCCUUUGAUCGUUUUACAGCUAUCUGUAACCCUCUAAGGUAUACAUCUAUACUCACCAAUGUCAGGCUCAUCAAAAUUGGGCUGGGAAUUUUAUUUAGGAGUUUUGUGUUCAUCAUGGCACCCAUAAUCCGCCUAAAGCUUUUUCAUUACUGCCAUUCCCAUGUCCUCUCUCACUCUUUCUGCCUUCACCAAGAUCUGCUGAGACUAGCCUGCUCUGACAUCCUCUUCAACAGCUUCUAUGCCUUGGCUCUGGUGAUUUGUAUGCUUUUGUUUGAUUCCGUGUUAAUUAUCAUAUCGUACAUGCUGAUCCUGCAUUCUGUCUUGGCUAUUGCAUCCCGAGAAGAGUGGCUCAAGCCCUUGCAGACCUGUGUUUCUCAUGUCUGUGCUGUCCUGGUCUUCUACAUCCCAAUCAUUGGCCUCACCAUGGUGCAUCGCUUUGGGAAGCACCUCUCUCCUGUGGUCCAGGUCCUCAUGGGCAAUAUCUACAUCAUCUUCCCACCUCUCAUGAACCCUAUCAUCUAUAGUGUGAAGAUGCAACAGAUCUGUGUCAGGAUUCAGAGGUGA